AUGUAUGCCAUCUCAACUUUGAGCCUCCUUUUUAACAUUUUCACCAACCACAAAAAUAACUCUUGAGACUCCCACCGAGUAAUCGUUAAGCCUCUGCGAACUGCGAAAUGGAACCUCCGAAGGACCAACACACGCCUGAGAAAUCAUCCACCGACCCACCUUCCUCCGCCUACCCUCCCUCCGGUUGCUGCACUAACUGCGGCGGUCCAACGAUCUCCGAACCUUCACCUCUAGCCUCACUUCCCGAGAUGUCACCUCCCCCAAACUACCGCCCAAUCCGAGCUCCAGCCAUCAACCUCCCACACAACUCCCAAGCGAUCAUCCUCUCCCCCGUCCCUCACGCCGAGCGAGUCCCCGUCGUCUCUCCGCCGUACCAAUUCGAGCGUCCCGUCAAGAGAAUCCACUCCCCGGACGAUAUCCGCCGCUUCCAGGAAUCCCCCUCUUUCAAGAACUUCUUAGGAUUCGUAGUCUCUCUCUCCGAAUCGAUCCGCGGACACAAAAUCUCCGAUCCUUGCCUCGUCUCCCCCACCGUCGCCGCCGUGGUCUCAAUCCUCGAGACCUUGCUGCAAUGGAUCGACGAGAUCCCUCCCGUUCAAAUGUCCUCGCGUUACGGAAACAUCUCGUUCCGCUCGUGGCACGAGAGGCUCGCUCAGAGAGGCGAAUCGCUCAUCCUCGAGCUUCUUCCCGAGGAGUUGAGAGGAUCUACGAUCGAGAUCGUGCCUUACUUCUUCGACAGCUUCGGGAACGCGAGCAGGAUCGAUUACGGGACGGGGCACGAGACGAACUUCGCGGCGUGGCUGUAUUGCUUAGCGAGGAUGGGGGUGAUCAAGGAGGAAGAUUACCACGGCGUGGUGGCUAGGGUUUUCGUUAAGUAUCUUGAACUCAUGAGGAAGCUGCAGAUGGUCUACUGCUUGGAGCCUGCUGGGUCCCAUGGAGUGUGGGGCCUUGAUGAUUACCAUUUCUUGCCCUUUAUUUUCGGGAGCUCUCAGUUGGUUGAUCACAAGUAUAUGAAACCCAAGUCCAUUCAUAACGAUGAUAUCUUGGAGAAUUUCUCUGGCGAGUUCAUGUACUUGUCUUGUAUCGCGUUUGUGAAGAAAGUGAAGAAGGGUUUGUUCGCUGAGCACUCUCCCUUGCUUGAUGAUAUUAGUGGCGUGCCGAAUUGGAAGAAAGUGAAUAGCGGUUUGCUUAAGAUGUAUAAAGUUGAAGUGCUCGAGAAGGUUCCCAUUAUGCAGCAUUUCCUCUUUGGCUGCCUCAUCAAAUGAAUCGUUGUCUGGAAAUUAAAGUGAGUGUAUUUGAAUCAUCAUUGUCUACCCAAAUUUGCUUCCCAUUUUCAUCAGACGUCAACGUAAAUAAAACUAAGACGUUAUGAGUCUUGAGAUCUUUAGUUAAAUGUCAUCAGGUUCCUGGAAUGUAAUUGAUUUAAUUUCUCAAAGAAAUCUUGUUGGCAGGGAGGAGUGAGGUACUUUAAGCACACAGUGCAUUGACGCAAGGGCAUCUACUUCUCGUCCUUGCGGUGGCUUAAAAUAUUAUAGAGAGACGUCUUGCUUUUCCGAGGUCAUUGAGAAACUAGGGACUUUUUUUAAUUGCUGAUGCUAUCUUCGCAUUGUAUCAUUUUGGUUUGCUACUUGCGUCUUUUGCCCCUUUUUUUUUUUUUUUAUGAUUUCUAUAAAUUCUAUCUGCCUUUUACUAUGAUUUCCAUAUACCAAAUGGCUUUUAGUGAAAUACAGAAUCCAUAAGACA
Messenger RNA from Brassica napus (rape), 1740 nucleotides. RefSeq names its product serine/threonine-protein phosphatase 2A activator-like. The transcript is spliced from 2 exons. Gene Ontology annotation, biological process: mitotic spindle organization. Bases 108 to 1262 code for a protein of 384 amino acids. NCBI's taxonomy places the organism in Eukaryota, Viridiplantae, Streptophyta, Magnoliopsida, Brassicales, Brassicaceae. The record is from RefSeq and is a predicted model, not a curated record. Gene Ontology annotation, molecular function: protein tyrosine phosphatase activator activity; peptidyl-prolyl cis-trans isomerase activity. Gene Ontology annotation, cellular component: protein phosphatase type 2A complex; cytoplasm; nucleus.